Messenger RNA from Talaromyces atroroseus, 2538 nucleotides. Its product is annotated as putative transporter. The record is from RefSeq and is a predicted model, not a curated record. Gene Ontology annotation, molecular function: phosphate transmembrane transporter activity. Lineage: Eukaryota; Fungi; Ascomycota; Eurotiomycetes; Eurotiales; Trichocomaceae. Gene Ontology annotation, cellular component: membrane. Gene Ontology annotation, biological process: phosphate ion transport; polyphosphate metabolic process; monoatomic anion transmembrane transport. The transcript is spliced from 5 exons. The coding region runs from base 1 to 2538 and encodes 845 amino acids.
AUGAAGUUUUCGCACAGCAUCCAGUUUAAUGCCAUUCCGGACUGGAGCGCCCACUAUAUAGCAUAUGAUAACCUCAAGAAACUUCUGGAAAAGCAAAUACAUCAUCCUGAGAGCCAUGGCGGCGUGGAUUCAGAGUCCUCCCCUCUUCUGGACUCGUCCGCUGUUGAUACCGACACCAUUUUUCGACGAGCGCUGGACGUAGAAUUGGAGAAAGUAUGCUCGUUUUACCAGAUCAAGGAGCUUACCGUCUUCGGCGAGGUAGAAGAUGUCGUCAAGGAACAGGCGCAAUACAAAGCUAGCACAGAUGGCGUGAAUAUGGAACCUGUGACUGAGACAGUAAUAAAAUCGCGAACAUUGAGCAACGGGUCACGUCCACGCACUGGAAGCAUUCUCCAAUCCCUGGGCUUGGGUUCCGUUCAUAAACGGCGCUCGAGUACCAUAACGGGAGACGAUGAUGAUGAUGACGACGACAACGAUCGUGAUAGCGAUGACCCGGAUUCGCCUACAGAUGAGAGACGCCCUGGGUCUCGCUCGCAGCAUUCGGAACGGUAUCAGGACGCUGGUCAUAGGUCCGAUGCGUUCCAGAGCGACAUGGGUGAUUCGCGAUUAUGGCAUAAUGGUAAUUCGCGGUUCGAGGAGGAUCAAUCAGAUCCACACUUCCUGCAUCUCUACAAUGCAGGUGUUGCUCUAAAGAAGCGAAUGAUUGACGUUUACGUUACUCUUUGCGAGCUAAAGUCAUACAUACAACUCAACAAGACGGGUUUCUCCAAGGCACUGAAGAAAUUUGAUAAGAUUUUGGAUCGCAGCUUACGGAGACCGUACCUUAAUGGGACCGUUUCGCCAGCUUACCCUUUCACCGAUACGACAUCGGAGCGCGUGGAUGAGAAUAUCCGCCAUGUGGAGCAGAUUUAUGCUGAUGUUGUUACUAGGGGCGAUGUGUCGCUCGCAAGGAGAGAACUCCGACUUCAUCUGCGAGAACAUGUUGUUUGGGAGAGAAACACUGUAUGGCGAGAGAUGAUUGGUAUUGAGCGUAAAGCCCAAGCUGCAAAUAUGGGAAUUCGCCGGACGUUGCUGGGAGGUGAUCCCGAUCCGUCUCUUGCACAGCGCCAGGGGGAUAUUGAAAGCAGAGGGAAAGAAUUGCAGACACCUCUUGGUCGUUAUUAUUUCCCCGCGUGGAUAUGCAGCCUGUCAUUCUUUUCCCUGCUUGCCAUCAUCAUCAUAUUUGCCGUCCUGCUCUCGGUGCCCAUCAUGGAAAAACCCGAGCAGCAAAACUGCUUGGCGAUGCUGGUAUUUGUUAGCUUGCUGUGGGCGACUGAGGUUAUUCCAUUGUUUGUAACAUCACUCUUAAUCCCUUUCUUGGUUGUUUUGCUUCGAGUCUUACGGUCAGAAGACAAGCCGCAUGCUCGGCUGACACCAGAUGUAGCAACCAAGGCUGUGUUUGCGUCUAUGUGGACAUCGGUCAUUAUGCUCUUGCUUGGAGGAUUCACUAUAGCUGCGGCACUGUCAAAGUACGACAUUGCACGCCGCAUGGCCACGUUUGUGUUGAGCAGGGCUGGAACGAGUCCUCGGGUUGUUUUGAUUACAAACAUGUUUGUUAGUAUGUUCUUGAGUAUGUGGAUUAGCAAUGUUGCUGCUCCGGUAUUGUGCUACUCGAUUAUACAGCCGCUCCUGCGCAACCUGCCACCAGAAUCGGACUUCUCCAAGGCCCUUAUUCUUGGAAUUGCGCUUGCAGCGAAUGUUGGAGGCGCAGCGUCUCCAAUUGCGUCGCCGCAAAACAUCAUUGCACUAGAGAAUAUGUAUCCCCCUCCUAGCCGGGGCACGACGAUUGUUCCGAUUCGCCCUGUCAAAGACCGUUUCACAGGCACACAGUGGUUUGUGACUCUCACGACACUCGCAACAAUCAUUCUAUGGUGCUUCAGCCACCAACUUGACACCGUAUUCGGCGACAUGGGCGUAAUCGCAAUCAUUCCCAUGGUCCUCUUCUUUGGCAGCGGUAUCCUAACUAAAGAAGAUUUCAACAACUUUCUCUGGACCAUCAUCAUCCUCGCCGCAGGCGGCCUUGUCCUUGGUAAGGCCGUGACUUCUUCAGGACUGCUGCACACUAUUGCAAAUGCGAUCACCGAACGGGUAGCUCAUUUCAGUCUGUACGGCGUGCUCCUGGUUUUCGCCGCCCUGAUCCUCGUCAUGGCCACUUUCAUCUCGCAUACUGUGGCCGCACUAAUUGUGCUCCCGCUUGUGCAGCAGGUGGGCGUUGGAAUGGAGAAUCCGCAUCCAAAUUUGCUCGUCAUGACAAGCGCGCUUAUGUGCUCGGUGGCAAUGGGACUGCCAACGAGCGGGUUCCCGAAUAUGAGUAUGCUCCCCUUCUUUUCUUCCUUUCGCUUGGCGGUCAGCUCUGCCAUCAUGAUGGAGAUUCCCGGAACAGGUCAACGCUACCUCCGUGUCGCCCACUUCCUGACUCGAGGCAUACCAGCCAGUCUUAUCUCGUUUGUCAUUGUUGUGACAGUUGGCUAUGUUUUGAUGAGUAUUGCCGGUCUGUAG